Messenger RNA from Danaus chrysippus (African queen), 660 nucleotides. Lineage: Eukaryota; Metazoa; Arthropoda; Insecta; Lepidoptera; Nymphalidae. The record is from the annotation of a GenBank genome assembly.
AUGCAAUUACUGUCAAGAGGAAUACUUUAUGAUAAUGACUCGGUAAAGUUUUUUAUACUAAGAUCUAAUGAUUAUAGAUUAUCGUCAGCUAUGUCAAAGUCAGCAUUGGUGAUACUUGCUCAAGGAGCGGAGGAAAUGGAGACUGUUAUAACAGUGGAUAUGUUGAGGAGAGGCGGUGUGUCAGUGACCCUUGCCGGUCUGGACGGGGAUUCCUCGGUGUUGUGCUCACGUCAAGUUACCCUCGUCCCUGAUAAGUCAUUGGCUGAUGCGCUGGCAGCUCAACCACAGUAUGAUGCUGUAAUUCUUCCCGGAGGUCUUGAAGGAUCUGAACGUCUCUCUAAAUCCAAUAUUGUGGGUAGUUUGUUGAAAGAACAUGAGAGCAGUGGGAAAAUUGUUGCAGCUAUAUGCGCUGCCCCAACCGCGUUCGUAGCGCAUGGUGUUGCCAUAGGUAAGAGAGUGACGUCUUACCCCACAACUAAGGACAAAAUAACUUCUGACUACACAUAUAUUGAAGGGGAGAGAGUAGUUGUUGAUGGCAAUAUUGUUACCAGCAGGGGUCCCGGAACAGCCUAUUGGUUUGGUUUAAAGCUGAUUGAAAUGCUCUGCGGUGAAGAAAAGUCGGCUCAAGUGGAAAAAGGAAUGAUCAUUGUAGGCUACUAA